CAACUUCUCGUCAACAAAAUUCACGAAAAAUGGCAGACAAAGAACAGAGGGUGGAGGAAUUUCAGCUAGAGAAAGAAUCAGAGCUGAGGUUUGAAGUUGAAUCGGGAUCAACAGUUCAUCUUGAGUUAGUCAAUGGAAAGGCAGAGAUAUUUGGAAGUGAGCUGACAUCAGGACGGAAGUAUUCAUUCAGUGCCGGCUCUAAAGUUGCGGUGUUUUCAUGGCAUAGCUGCCAGAUUAAACUGACUGGCCGGACAGAGGUGGCUUAUAUUUCUAAGGAGACGCCAAUGGUGGUCUAUCUAAACACACACGUAGCGCUGGAACAGAUGAGAGAGAAAUCAGAGAAGGAGGAGACAAGAGGACCGAGGCUUUUGAUAGUUGGACCUUCCGAUGUAGGUAAAAGUACCUUGUGCAAUAUGUUGAUGAACUAUGGUGUCAGAAUGGGCAGAGCUCCAAUGUUAGUUGACCUGGAUGUAGGACAGGGUCAGAUUUCAAUACCAGGCACCAUGGGAGCCUACGUUGUUGAAAGGCCUGCAGAUAUAGAGGAGGGUUUUACCCAGAGUGCUCCACUUGUUUUCCAUUUUGGUCACACAACACCAUCCAAAAAUCUCACAUUGUAUAACUUGUUAGUUUCUCGGAUAGCAGAUGUAGUGAACAUGAAGUGUGAUGAAUUCAAAAAAGUGAAUCACAGUGGAGUUAUUGUAAACACAGGAGGUUGGGUAAGAGGAUCAGGGUAUGACUCACUGAAACAUGCUGCAGGAUCUUUUGAAGUUGAUGUGAUAGCUGUGAUGGACCAAGAAAGGCUUUACAGUGAACUAAAGAGAGAUAUGCCAGACUUUGUUAAAAUCAUUCUACUGCCAAAAUCUGGAGGUGUUGUAGAAAGAAACCAGACAGCUAGAUCAGAAGCCAGGGAUGCCAAAGUUAGAGAAUAUUUCUAUGGAACUAAAAAUUCACUGUUUCCUCACACAUUUGAGGUUAAAUGUACUGAUAUAAAGAUAUAUAAAAUUGGAGCUCCAUCCUUGCCUGACUCCUGUCUGCCACUAGGAAUGAAAGCACAAGACAAUAAGACAAAACUUGUUCCUUUAACACCAGGUACCAGUCUAUUACACCAUGUGUACAGUAUAAGUUGUGCUGAUUCUACUGAUGAUAAUGUUUUAGAAACCAACAUUAUUGGAUUUGUUGUUUUCACAGAGUUCCACCAAGAAAAACUAUCAUUUACAGUUUUAUCACCAGCGCCUCACCCUUUACCAAAACAUAUAUUGUUACAGACAGAUAUUCAAUUCAUGGAUAUACAAUAGAACUUUCUCUGCAAAUAGUGUUUUUAAUUUUAUGAGUUAAUACAGGAAGCCAAUAUAGAAAAUGGUGAUCAGUAAAUGUCCUCAUUUUCUAUAAGGAGUACUCAAUACUUGAAAAUAUUGACAGUUUGACCUGUAGCAUAGAAAAUGGAUCAGAUCUCCAAACAGCAAGAUCAGUUCUGUGAAAAGUGAGGUCAUAUCUCUGUAGAGUGAGGUCAGAGAGAAGCUGUGCAGUAAGCAGCGUGGGAGUCUUCGCAGAAAACAUGGCUUCAUGUACAUGCUUAUGGUCUGUUGAAGAUUAAACAAAACAAUUUGCAGUGACCUGACAGUAUAGAAUGAAAUUAAAACAUGAGAAAAGAUAUUCUAUCAAAUGCAAGAAGUUGUAUGAACAAGUGACUGGAUAUUGAAUUUAGUGGAGUGUUAACAUACUAUACUAGAGAAAGGAAUUCAGUACAUCUGCACUAAAUAAAGAGAAGGUCUCAUGGUUGAAAAGUUCGAAAGUGAGAAACUGAUGACUGUUUUUAUGCCCCCGAAGGGAGGCAUAUAGUUUUUGAACCGUCUGUCGGUCUGUCAGUCUGUCCGCAAUUUUUGUGUCCGGUCCAUAUCUUUGUCAUCGAUGGAUGGAUUUUCAAAUAACUUGGCAUGAAUGUGUACCACAGUAAGACGACGUGUCGCGUGCAAGACCCAGGUCCGUAGCUCAAAGAUCAAGGUCACACUUAGACAUUAAAGGAUAGUGCAUUGAUGGGCGUGUCCGGUCCAUAUCUUUGUCAUCGAUGGAUGGAUUUUCAAAUAACUUGGCAUGAAUGUGUACCACAGUAAGACGACGUGUCGCGCGCAAGACCCAGGUCCGUAGCACAAAGGUCAAGGUCACACUUAGACCUUAAAUGAUAGUGCAUUGAUGGGCGUGUCCGGUCCAUAUCUUUGUCAUCGAUGGAUGGAUUUUCAAAUAACUUAGCAUGAAUGUGUACCACAGUAAGACGAUGUGUCGCGCGCAAGACCCAGGUCCGUAGCUCAAAGGUCAAGGUCACAGUUAGACGUUAAAGGAUAGUGCAUUGAUGGGCAUGUCCGGUCCAUAUCUUUGUCAUCCAUGGAUGGAUUUUCAAAUAACUUGGCAUAAAUGUGUACCACAGUAAGACGACGUGUCAUACGCAAGACCCAGGUCCAUAGCUCAAAGGUCAAGGUCACACUUAGACGUUAAAGGUCAUUUUUCAUGAUAGUGCAUUGAUGGGCGUGUCCGGUCCAUAUCUUUGUCAUUCAUGCAUGGAUUUUAAAAUAACUACGUAUGAAUGUGUGACACAGUAAGACGACGUGUCGCUAUCAAGACCCAGCUCCGUAGCUCGAAGGUCCUAAACUCUAACAUCGGCCAUAACUAUUCAUUCAAAUUGCCAUAGGGGGCAUGUGUCAUCCUAUGGAGACAGCUCUUGUUUCUUUUUGAAUAGCAUUGUUGUUAUAUAAUUGUAGAGCAUUAAUUGGCAGUUAUGUGGAAUGAAGUGAGGAAUUAAAAUAUGUGUAAAUUUAAAAAAGCAAACUAUUCUAUGAAAUAUGGUUAAGUUAUGAUGACCAUUUAAUAUUGUAUUUUCAGCAAUCCUUUUUCAUGUACAUUCAUUGGGUUUUUUUAACUUUAAAAACUGUUUUGAUUGACUGCAUGGGUUUAACUUCGGAUGUUAUCAUAAAAUGAAUGCAAGAAAAUGUCGUUUUUUAUGAUUAAAAUAUUUUAAAUA
Messenger RNA from Mercenaria mercenaria, 3013 nucleotides. RefSeq names its product polyribonucleotide 5'-hydroxyl-kinase Clp1-like. Bases 30 to 1295 code for a protein of 421 amino acids. Gene Ontology annotation, biological process: tRNA splicing, via endonucleolytic cleavage and ligation. NCBI's taxonomy places the organism in Eukaryota, Metazoa, Mollusca, Bivalvia, Venerida, Veneridae. Gene Ontology annotation, cellular component: mRNA cleavage factor complex; nucleus. Gene Ontology annotation, molecular function: polynucleotide 5'-hydroxyl-kinase activity. The transcript has 12 exons. The record is from RefSeq and is a predicted model, not a curated record.